GACUCCGCAGCAGCAGGGGCGGGGAGCUGGUGGAGAAUGGAGGUUGAAGGCAAUGCAGUUCCUGGAGCGAGUCCUGCGGAGGGUGACAAAGCUGGUCAAGGGACUGGAGCAGCUCUCUUACGAGGAAGGGCUCAGGGAGUUCGGCCUGUUCAGCCUCGGGAAGAGACGACUGAGAGGGGACCUCAUUAAUGUGUAUAAAUAUCUAAAGAGGGGUGCCAGGAAAAUGGACCAGGCUCUGCUCGGUGGUGAAACUAAUGCAUAGGAAGUUCCACCUGAAUAUGAGGAGAAUUUCUUUCCUGUGCAGUGGCUGCGAACUGGAACAGUUGCCGAGAACGGCUGUGCUGCACCGUGUACCCCCGGACGGCCCCGCCCGGCCGGGGCGGGUACCGCUCGACCGCCGUGGCCCCGCCCCGCGGCCCUCAGGGGGCGGUCUGGCCCCGCCCGCGACAGGAGGCGGGGCGAGCCCGACCGGGGGCGGGGCUAGGCGGGGCGGGGCUAGGCCGCCGGUGCUAACCAUGGCGGGGCGGCGGCGGGCGGGCGCUGCCCGGCGCCGUCGCGGGCUGAUGACGCGAGCGGUCGGUGCGGCGUUUCCCGGUGUCGCUGUUCCCGGUGCGAUGGGAUUGCGCGCCCCGCGCUGAUGGCUGCCCGCCGGACACCGCACGGCUCCGAGCCGGAGCCCAGGGUGGAUGAGUUCACCGUCCCCGCCGAGAAGAGCCGCCUCCUGGAGCGCAGCCGGGACCGCAUCGAAGGCUUGUUCGAGGUGCGGCUGGCCGUGCUGGGGGCGCAGGGGGACUGGCGGCCCGCGCUGCAGCCGCCCAACGCCAGCGCCAGGAUCUGGGUGCAGCUGGCGGGCUGCACGAAGGCCGUGAGCAGCGCCAAGGAGUACAUCAAGGGAGUGUGUGAACCUGAGCUAGAAGAAAAGGAGUACUACCCAAAGGACAUGCACUGCAUCUUUGUUGGUGCACAGAGCCUGUUUCUCAACAGUCUUAUUCAGGAUACCUGUGCUGAUGUAACAGUGCUGGAAAUGGGAUUGCUCAGUAUUAAGGGGGGUGCAGAAGCUGUUGUUAUGGCUCAAAGUCAUGUGCAGCAGUUUGUGAAGCUUUUUGAGAAUAAUGAAAGUUUAUUAAAUGACAAUGAAUCAGAGAUUAAAAAGCAGUUCAGACAAUUUGUGGAAGCACAUGCAGAUAAGUAUACAAUGGAUUUACUGAUUUUGCCUAGUGCACUAAAAAGAGAGCUCCUAGCUCUCACCAAAACUGCUGUUUCUGAAGGGAAGAUUGAUAUCAUAGAUCUCACAGGCUCUGAAAGCCCUCAGCAACUUGGACAGAAAAGCACUUCCAAAGUCAUUGCUGCAAACAGAGAAGGAAGGGCAGGUGGGGAGGAAGCAAGAAGCAAUGCUGGCACACCUGUAACUGAGCUUACAAAGCAAAUGGACACUGUAUUUUCUGAUGCUUCUGAAACAAGGUUUGUUCCCAUAAAGGACCCUCUGUUAGAGGCAGUGGCCUUUAAAGAGAGGCAGUCAUGUAAAAGAAGGUCCUCUGAUGAGGAGGAAAGGCUCCCUAAAAAGCAUUUCUCUUUGGAAAAUGAUCGACAAGUGAAAUCUGCUUUACACAAGAAUCCUUCAGACCCUGAUGCAGUUAUUGAUCUGGUUUUGGAUAGCUGCACAGAAUCAGAUGGUCCUACUUACUGCCUUAAAGAAGGUGAUACUCUCACUGAGGAAAUGGAAUAUAAGAUUCUUGUGAACUUUUUCAGAACAAUGGGAUAUUCCCAAAAUAUUGUAGAAAAGGUUAUCGGUAUCCUAGGACAAUCUGUGGAACCAUUAAUAUUGCUAGAAGAAAUUGAAAAGGAAAAUUUGAAGUUUAAAAAAGAGCAUGAACAGUCGUCUCAAAAGCCUACAACUGUCAGUCUUCCUUUAGGAAAUAAUGUAAAUAAUUCACAAAAGCUAGAAGACAAAGGCAUUUCUGGGAAUAAAAGUCCACUUAAAUCCAGUCAUACUUCAAAGGAGACAAAAAAUGAAUAUCCCCAAGUAAGAGGUGCUCCAGACACACAAGUUGGUGCAGAAGAUAAAAUGCAUAGAUUGGUAUGCAAAUCUUCUUCCCCUCCCAGCAAAAAUUCAGUUCUGUGCUAUAAACAGAGAGAUGUUUAUGGCCCUGGUAAGAAUCACAACUCGAUGGAAACUGAUGGCGGGGUUGCUUCCAGCACCGAGCACGCCGGAGCUCUAAAAGGUGUGGGCUUUGUAGCCAGAGGGAGCUCAGAUGUGCAGUAUAUCUCAAGUAAGAGUAAAACUGCAUUUCAGCAAAAAUCUGCAGGGCACUCAACUGUACAGAACAGCCACCCUGGUUCUGAGGAGCAGCUGGGACACUGCAGCUCUUCCCAAGUGAGGCCUCUCCACCAGCGCCUUUCCCAAACCUCACAUUGUGACAAUCCUGUCCCAGACUGGUUACUGUCUUCACAAAAACACCCUUCAAAUCCAGACAGAGGCACAACAGGACCACAUCCAGAUCAUUCAGUUACUGGAGUUCAAAGAUUUUUGGACUCUCUGAAGAAGCCAUACAAACUGGAGUUGAUAAAUGAACCUGGAAAACCUUAUUUAAAACAUAUAAUUAUUGAUGGAAGCAAUGUUGCAAUUUCUCACGGUCUGAGGAAAUUCUUCUCCUGUCGAGGAAUUGCAAUAGCUGUUGAGUACUUUUGGAAACGUGGCCACAGAAAUAUUACUGUGUUUGUUCCACAGUGGAGAACAAGACGUGACCCUUCCAUUACAGAGCAGAAUUUCUUAACACAGCUCGAGGAUGUUGGAAUAUUGUCUUUAACCCCUGCAAGGAUGGUUUUAGGAGCAAGAAUUGCUGCUCAUGAUGACAGAUUUUUGUUACACCUUGCUGCUAAAACUGGAGGUGUUAUUGUGACAAAUGAUAACUUCAGAGAAUUUGUGACAGAAUCAUUUGCCUGGAGAGAAAUUAUUCAAAAAAGGUUGCUCCAGUACACUUUUGCUGGUGACAUAUUUAUGGUUCCUGAUGAUCCUUUGGGAAGAAAUGGACCCAGAUUAGAUGACUUCCUUCGAAGUGAAGGCUGUUCUAGAGAUUCCUGGUCAACACACAAGGCUUUACAGAACAGUGGACAAUAUUCUCCUGAGACACCCUUUUUCCUCCCCAAAGUGAGCAGUAGCAGUCGACAGCCUGGAGGCAGAGGGCACGAUGAUCGUUCACCCCCAUUGCUUCCACGGGAAGAAAACACAGAGCCUUGUCCAGCAAUUCCACCACAGAGAUCUCCCUCAGAAACAGCCCAGCUAAGAGAAGCCCUGAUCAAAAUUUUUCCUGACUAUGAUCAAAGGCAGAAGAUUGAUCAAAUACUAUCUAAUCAUCCAUUCAUGAGAGAUCUUAAUGCACUGUCUGCCAUGGUGCUUGACUGAAUGCUUACACAGCUUUGAUAUCACAACUGCUCUGACUAACAAUUAUCAAUGUGAAGAAAAAUGUCACUCUUUUAUGUUAUUUUGUGAAUAUUAAAAACCUAAUUUUAUUUGUAUAAAAAAAGAUAUUUUUGUGUAUGUUCUGUUGCUAAUAGAUGCCAGGUUUUGGUAAAUUAAAAACUGCUGCUACUACA
Serinus canaria (Common canary) is the source of this 3594-nucleotide messenger RNA. It is a transcript of the gene N4BP1, whose product is annotated as NEDD4 binding protein 1. Gene Ontology annotation, biological process: negative regulation of proteasomal ubiquitin-dependent protein catabolic process; negative regulation of protein ubiquitination. Gene Ontology annotation, cellular component: PML body; nucleus. Lineage: Eukaryota; Metazoa; Chordata; Aves; Passeriformes; Fringillidae. Bases 638 to 3403 code for a protein of 921 amino acids. The record is from RefSeq and is a predicted model, not a curated record. The transcript is spliced from 7 exons.